Messenger RNA from Vicia villosa (hairy vetch), 1547 nucleotides. Its product is annotated as methyl-CpG-binding domain-containing protein 11-like. Gene Ontology annotation, molecular function: DNA binding. The coding region runs from base 118 to 1254 and encodes 378 amino acids. The transcript is spliced from 3 exons. The record is from RefSeq and is a predicted model, not a curated record. NCBI's taxonomy places the organism in Eukaryota, Viridiplantae, Streptophyta, Magnoliopsida, Fabales, Fabaceae.
AAAUAAAAUAAAAUAUUUAUUAUUUCUUCUUUCUACACCUUACACUUAAAAACACACAAUUUCACUCGACAAAGGAAAAAAUCAAAACAAACCCAACCCAAAAAACCCUAAGUGAAAAUGGCGAGUUCGGUGGAGAAGGAGGGUUCUGCUGCUGUAGCUGCAGCUGGAGCUGAGGAGCCUGUUUCUUUGGAGCUUCCAGCUCCAUCUGGUUGGACGAAAAAGUUCUUUCCAAAAAAGUCUGGAACUCCCAAGAAAAAUGAGAUUGUGUUCACCGCACCAACAGGAGAGGAGAUCCAUAACAAGAGGCAGCUGGAUAAGUAUUUGAAAGCAAACCCUGGUGGGCCAAACAUCUCAGAAUUUGAUUGGGGCACUGGCGAGACUCCAAGAAGAUCGUCAAGAAUCAGUGAGAAGGUCAAGGCAUCUCCUCCGCUAGAACCAAAAAGUGAGCCCUCUAAGAAACGUUACAAAAAGUCAUCAGCUUCAAAGAAAGAAGCUUCUGAGGAGGAAGAGGAGACAAAAGAUGUGGAAAUGCAAGAUGCCGAUGAAACUAAGGAUGAUAAAGAUUCAGAGCAGGAAAAGAAUGUUGUUAACGAAGAUCAAGAUGAUAAGGGACCUGAGGGCGCAGAUGUCAAAGAGUCCAUUCAACCUGGAGAAAAAACUGAUGUAGCAAAUGAUGAGGGGAAAUCCAACACUGCCGAUGGAGAGUUACAAGCAUCCAAAGAGAAGAUUGAUGACAAAGGAGCUGAGGGGUCUGAAGCUGUUCAGAGUAAGGAUGAAGAAGUGACUGCACAACCACAGGAGGAGCCAAAGCAAGCUGUUCAGAGUAAGGAGGAAGAAAAGAUUGAACAACCACAGGUGGAGACAAACCAAGCUGUUCAGAUUGUGGAGGAAAAGAUUGAACCACCACAGGAGGAGACAAAGCAAGCUGUUGAGAAUAAGGAUGAAGAAAAGAUUGAACAACCACAGGAGGAGACAAAGCAAGCUGUUCAGAAUAAUGAAGAAAAGAUUGAACAAUCACAUGACGAGACAAAACAAGAUGGUGGAUCUGGGGAAGCAGAGAAACCAGAAGCUGCCCUUACUGCUGAGAAACCAGCUGAAGUGCAAGGGGAAAAUAAAGAGGAAGAUAACAGAUUCACUCGCGAGGCUGAAGGAGAAAUCAAGGAGAAAGAAGCAACCAAAGUGCAUGCUGAAGAAAAUUACAAGAUUCAUGAUAUCAACAAGACAGAGUCUGAGGUGACCGUGAAUGGAAGCUGAAUUGUUGAGGCCAAAGCUCAUGAACAAGGAAUAGAAUAAUAAACUCUUGGCUUCUGUCUUCUGUCACUGUGAUGCCUUUAGAUCUGUCCGAGGAUGACUGUAGUUUUUGUUGUUAAUGUUAUUUAUCUGAUUGUUCAUUGAAAUGACUAUAGACAAUCAUAGAGUAGCUCUAUAAUGUACCAUCUACUAUCUAUGUUCUGGAGAGUAGCUUCUAGUUCCCAUGUAACAUUUGUAUUGUAUGAUACCUGUAAUCUUAUGGACCUAUAAUCAUGUGAGUACCUUGAUUCUAAAUA